This is a messenger RNA of Plasmodium adleri (nom. inval.), 2868 nucleotides long. Its product is annotated as endopeptidase, putative. Gene Ontology annotation, biological process: proteolysis; peptide metabolic process. The transcript is spliced from 2 exons. The record is from RefSeq and is a predicted model, not a curated record. The coding region runs from base 1 to 2868 and encodes 955 amino acids. Gene Ontology annotation, cellular component: mitochondrion. Lineage: Eukaryota; Apicomplexa; Aconoidasida; Haemosporida; Plasmodiidae. Gene Ontology annotation, molecular function: metalloendopeptidase activity.
AUGAAUCAUAUAUCCUACAAACUAAGAGGUAUAAAAUGUUAUAGGACACAUUUGAAAGGAACCAUUUUUAAACGAAACUAUUUUUGGGAAAAGGUAAAUAGGGAAUGUGGUUUAUAUAAAAUAUGGAAUAAAUUAAAUUUGAAAAAUAUUGUGAAAAAGAAUUGUAACAAAUUAUUAAUUCAUAACAAAAAGGAAGAUAUAUACAAUAAUAAUAAUAUUAAAAGUGAGAAUAUUGUAUCAUCGUGUUUUUAUGAAUAUAUUAAUUCAACAGAUAUUUUAAAUAAUGAUGAAAAAAAUAAAAUUGAUAAGAUGUUAGAAGAUAUAAAUAGACGAAAUAAAGAAAUAGGAGGAUAUCUAUUAGAAUUAAAUGGUAUCCAUAAUAAUGGAGAUGGUAUUAUAAAAAGUAGUCAUGCAUGCAUACGCAGUUGUGAUAAUAUAUUAAGUAAAAUAUGUAAAGAAGAGAAUAUAUUUAAAAUCAUAAAUAUGGUUGAUACUGUUUCAAAUAAUUUAUGUAAAUUAGGAGAUGUAUUAGAGUUAUUAAGAAAUUUACAUAAUAAUAAAAAUGUUAUUGGUAAAGCUCAUGAAGCAUUAGAAAAAUUAACAAAUUAUAUUGAUAAAAUUAAUAUUGAUACAGAUAUUUAUAAUUUUCUUAAAAAGAAAUAUAACGAAAAUAUACACUUAUUAAAUCAUGAACAUAAAGAGGUUUUACAUAAUAUGAUUGUUUCUAUGGAAAAUCAAGGUGUUCAUAUAAAAGAUCCAAAAGAAAGAGAAAAAUAUUUAGAAUUACAGUCACAAGAAAAAUACUUUGCUUUUCAUGCAUCAUCAAAUUAUUGUGAUGAAUUUAAUGGUAUAUAUAUAGAAAAAAAUAAAUUAUUGAAAUAUAUAAAUGAAAAAUGUUUGAAAGAUUAUGAAGAUAAAUUAAUACCUUAUAUUAAAAAUAAUCAAAUAAAAAUUCAAAAGAAUUAUCCUUUGAAGGAAUAUAUAUACAUAUUACAAGAUAGCUCUUUUCUUAUGACUAUAUUAAAAAAUGUAAAUGAUAACGAAAUAAUUAAUAAAGUCUAUACAUUACUUAAAGAACCUAAUCUUACCUUUUUAAAUAAUAUAUUAAUUCUUCAAUAUUAUAGAAAUAAAUUAAUAAAUUAUAGAAAUUUUAACAAUUAUAAUGAAUAUUCUUUAAAAGAUUGUAUAUUAAAUGAACCUAAUAGAGUUAAUUAUUUUUUAAAAAAUUUCUUACAUAAAAUACUUCCUUAUUUUUUUAAAGAACUUGAAUUUAUAGAAAGUUAUAUAUCUAUUAUAUCCUUACGUAAUAAAGAAAAAUGUGUAAAAAUCAUAAAAGAAAAUAAGCAAAAUGAUAAUUAUAAUGAUGAAAUACCUAAAUUAAAUGCUUCAAAUAUUUAUUAUUAUAUGAAUGAAAUAAAAAAAGUAAGACUCAAAAAUAUUGACACAGAAAUGAAAAAUAAUUUAACUUUAUAUGAUGUCAUAAAAUUUGUAAUUACUCUUUUAAAAAAUUCAUAUUCCUUAGAAAUGGUUAAUGUCAAUCCUUUAAAAAAUGAAUUAUGGGAUGAGAAUAUAAUAAAGUUUGAAAUAAAAAGAGGUCCUUAUAUAUAUGGAUAUAUAUAUAUGGAUUUAUUUGAAAGAGAAAAUAAAAAUAAUUCUAUAGCUCAGUAUACUGUACGAUGUUCGAAAAAUAUGAACUACCCUUUGAAAUAUAAAUGGCUAGAGGAAAAUUAUGACCAAUGUUCAUUUGUAUACACUGGAAUAGUAAAGGAUGAAUAUUACAAAAAUGAUAAUAAAAAAACAAAAAAUGAACAUAACACCCAAAUAAAUGACAAAAUAAAUAAUAAUAAUUAUUAUUACCAUAAUGGUGAUAAUACAUAUGAAUAUGCUAAUAGUAAGAAUAACAACAAUUUGAAUAAUAAGUAUGAAAAUAAUUCACUUUUUAAUAGUAGUUAUAGACAAACAACAUCAACUUUUCUAGUUUGUAAUUUUAAUGUUAUUAAUAUAUGUGAUAAAGAAAAGGAUACAAAUUAUGAAAGUUAUCAUAAUGAUGAUAAUUUAUUUUUAAAUAAAAAUAUAAGUUUUUUAUUAGAAAAAAUAAAUAUGUCUAUUGAUAAAGUGAAUAUAUUCCUUCAUGAAUUUGGACAUACAUUACAUUGUAUUUUAAGUUCAACAUAUUUACAACAUUUAUCAGGAAAUAGAAGUGGUGUUGAUUUUUCGGAAUUUUCAUCACAUUUUUUUGAAGAAUAUUUAAAUUGUUAUGAUGCAUUAUUAUUAUUAUAUAAUAAUAAUAAUAAAAAGAAUAAAAAUAAUGAGGAAUAUAUGAAAUCCUUAUUAUCCAAUUAUAUGGAAAAUAAAAAUAUUAUUUGUUAUUAUUCUAUACUACAACUAACUAUACAAUCAAUUAUUGAUCAAAUCUUUUAUUCUUUUUCAAGUAACUCCAAUAAUAUGAUAGAAAGAAAAGAAUCAAUAGAGAGAAAAAUAAAAUCAUAUUUUGAAGGAAUAUAUUAUAAAGAUAUUCAUAUCUUGGACUUAUUUCCUCAAAUACAUUUUUCGAAAACUACACAUUUAGUACAUUACCCCUCAAAUUAUUAUUCAUAUUUGUAUUGCUCAGUUUUAGCAAAAUAUAUUUGGAACAUGACAUUUAAGGAUAAUUUGUUUAAUAUGGAAAAGGCUGAUAAAAUUGUGAAUUUCUUACAGAAGGGAUCUGUAGAUUCAAGUUUGAGGAAUAUUAUUUCGCUAGUUGAGAAUGAUCAAUCCAAAAUUGAUUACUAUACAGAAAAUCCUCAUAAAAUCCCUCUAAACUAUUUCUUGGAUUACUAUCAGGAAAAUAAAGAGGACAAAUACGCAUCGUUUUUGAAUUCUAUAUAA